AAUAACCCUGAUUUUCAUACGUCUUGGCAUGCUCUCCACCAGUCUUUCACAUUGCUGUUUGGUGACUUUAUGCCACUCUUGGUGCAAAAAUUCAAGCAGCUCGACUUUGUUUGAUGGCUUGUGAUCAUCCAUCUUCCAUAUCACAUUCAAGAGGUUUUAAAUGGGGUUCAUGUCUGAAGAUUGGGCUGGCCAUGACUGGGUCUUGACCUGGUGGUUCUCCAUCUACACCUUAAUUGACCUGGCUGUGUGGCACGGAGCAUUGUCCUGCUGGAAAAAAAACGAUCCUCAGAGUUGGGGAACAUUGUCAGAGUAGAAGGAAGCAAGUUUUCUUCCAGGCUUGAUUCAUGUGCCCGCCACAAAGACGAAUAUACCUGAUUCCAGCCUUGCUGAAGCUCCCCCAGAUCAUCAGCAAUCCUCCAAUAAAUAUCACAGAUACUGUAAGUUCAGAGGAAGCAGCAUCAGCUCUGUCAAGUCCUCCUGAUGAAGAGUUUGAGGGAAUCGGGGACUACGAGGAGUCUUUCCUGGCUGAAUGGUGGCAAGAACCCAAAACUAAAGGAGAUACUGGAGAACCAGCUGAAUAAACACAAACCAAAUCAUAUACUAUUAUUUAUACUGGUACCCUGAGGGAGUUUUCAUCUGGCUUCUUCCUCAUCC
Molecule: messenger RNA, 654 nt
Organism: Cyprinus carpio (common carp)
Lineage: Eukaryota; Metazoa; Chordata; Actinopteri; Cypriniformes; Cyprinidae
Product: endoplasmic reticulum protein SC65-like
Exons: 2
Coding region: 345-581 (78 amino acids)
Biological process (GO): collagen fibril organization; peptidyl-lysine hydroxylation
Cellular component (GO): endoplasmic reticulum
Molecular function (GO): collagen binding
Source: RefSeq, a predicted model, not a curated record